CUGUCCCCCUUUUGAAGAGCUGAGCCUUUUUCCUGGGAUUCACUGUGUCAGACUUUUAUCCUCUCAGAGAAAAGUGGACAGAUGGCUGCUAGGAUGAAUAUAACAAUGGUUCUGGUUUCUCUGCUGCUCCUGGGUUGGACCGGGACCCUCCAGGGCCUCCCUGUGCUCCCUGAACCUCUUUACCCAACACAGGAGAACUUUGAUCUGACCCGGUUUAUGGGAACAUGGCACGAUGUUGCCGUGGCGAGCAGCUGCCCCCAUAUGCAGCGUCACAGGGCAGAUGCAGCCAUUGGUAAACUGGUUCUGGAAAGAGACACUGGAGGCAAACUCAAGGUGACACGAUCUGCACUCAGACAUGGAACAUGUAUGGAGAUGUCUGGAGAAUAUGAGUUAACCAGCACACCAGGACGAAUCUUCUACCAUGUUGAGAGGUGGGGCGCAGACGUGGACGCCUACGUGGUUCACACCAACUACAACGAGUAUGCAAUAGUAAUAAUGAGCAAAAAGAAAACAUCGGGGGAGAAGAGCACCUCAGUUAAGCUGUACAGUCGGACGAUGUCUGUGAGAGACACUGUGCUGGAUGACUUCAAAACUCUGGUCGGACAACAGGGAAUGAGUGACGACACCAUUAUCAUCAAGCAGAACAAAGGUGACUGUGUUCCUGCAGAACAGGUGGAAGAAACCAAAGCUCAGCCUGAGCCCCAGCGGCUGAGGAGACAGGUGGUGCCGUCUCUGGCUCCUGCAGAAGAGGAGGGAUCCGGUGAUAUGGCACCUCUCUUCAAUGGAGCCGAGGCCUGCAAAGCGGCACCAGAGAUCGGACCGUGCUAUGGGUCGUUUCCGCGUUUCUUCUACAACUCGUCCUCGAUGAGCUGUGAGCGCUUUACCUUCGGAGGGUGCAUGGGCAACCAGAACAACUUUUUAAGUGUGAAAGAGUGUCUGCAGAGAUGUCGCACUGAGGCUGUUUGCCGUCUGCCCCUGGACCCUGAACCCUGCACAGGUCAGUCGUCCAUCUGGGCCUUCGACUCCAUCACCGGUUUAUGCUUGCCCUACAAAGACGGCUCCUGCCAGAGCAACGCCAACCAGUUCUACAGCAGGGCAGAGUGCCAGGAGUACUGCGGCAUCAUUAAAGAUGAUGGAGACCUCCUGACGGCAAAUUGAGCGAGAAGAGGGGAAACAUCUCAUCACACUGUGCAGAGAUGCAACAUGAGCCAACAUCACAAUAAAGAAGUGUAUCAGUGCACCUCAAAUAUGAGAAGUUACAUCACAACCGAUCACUAAUAAAACGUCAUGAUCAGUU
Hippoglossus stenolepis (Pacific halibut) is the source of this 1297-nucleotide messenger RNA. RefSeq names its product alpha-1-microglobulin/bikunin precursor. The transcript is spliced from 10 exons. Gene Ontology annotation, molecular function: serine-type endopeptidase inhibitor activity. NCBI's taxonomy places the organism in Eukaryota, Metazoa, Chordata, Actinopteri, Pleuronectiformes, Pleuronectidae. The record is from RefSeq and is a predicted model, not a curated record. Gene Ontology annotation, cellular component: plasma membrane; cell surface. The coding region runs from base 82 to 1158 and encodes 358 amino acids.